This is a messenger RNA of Selaginella moellendorffii, 1731 nucleotides long. RefSeq lists its product as uncharacterized. Lineage: Eukaryota; Viridiplantae; Streptophyta; Lycopodiopsida; Selaginellales; Selaginellaceae. Bases 97 to 1461 code for a protein of 454 amino acids. Gene Ontology annotation, molecular function: cytoskeletal motor activity. Gene Ontology annotation, cellular component: myosin complex. The record is from RefSeq and is a predicted model, not a curated record. The transcript is spliced from 14 exons.
UUGACGGCCUCCAUCAGGUUCUUGCACAAUUGAGCAGCUUCCAUCUCACUCAAAAGGCUUCCAUUCGAGAACAGGCUACCUCCUCUGCAGAGCUCCAUGACAAGACUCGCGCUACACCAGACGCGCCGUGGCCGAGUUCCUCCCCCAGCUUGUAUUUCUCACAAAGGGACCCCCUGGCGGAGUUCAUACACGGGACGAGUCCGCAGAAGAAAACGCAGAAGCACAUCACUGAUAAAGAUGAACACUCAAAAAGAACUGUGGAAGCGAAGCGAGGUAGUACACGCAUUGAAUCGGUCAAGCAGACGUACAGAAGAUUCGAAGCUAUGGGCCUUCUGCGACUUUUUACGACACGGAAUCCGGGCCGUGGCUUGUGACGGAAUCCUACGGCUGGCCAUCCGGGAAAAGUUUCAAAAGCUUUGGAAGGCGAAGGUGAAGCAUCAUGUGAAUUACGCACACCUCGCGGCUACGAGUGGCUCUCCCGACAUGGCGCGCUGCCAGGAACUCACGAGGCUCUCCGGGUCUACCUCUGGUGAAGCCACGAGCCAUGAUCAUCUGAAGUGGCAGGGGACCCGGCAUUUUUCGGCUGCCGCAGCUCAACUUGGAUCUACCGACGAGGAGAUACAGUACAGUGGCUGGGUUGAGAAAAUCAACAACAAGGGGGCUGUCCAACCUCGAGUGAUGGUGGUGAGUAACCUGGCGGUCUACAACUUUAAAAGCAGGCUCACGGUGCAGUGCAAGCGCCGGAUUGACAUUUGUGCUGUCGUGCACAUCGUACGGAGCAAGUAUAGCCAUCAGUUCAUCUUGUGCUGCCCGCAGGAGUACGAUUACUUAUUCUCUAGCAUCCAAGUAGAAGAGAUAUGUGACAUCAUUGUCGCGGUUCAUAAAGCUGCGACUGGGAACACAAUAUCAGUCGAAUAUAAGGUUGAGGUGGAUUUGUCGGAGUUUGUUCUCACCAGGCAAGAAGCGAAGAAGAUUAGAAAGGAGCAUCCCGAGCUGGCGCUGAAGAACAGUGCCGAAGAUCCAGUGCAAGUUAAAACAAAAACCAACAAUGUGGCACAGCCUUCCACGAUGACGCAGAUGAAGGCAAACGGAAUGUCUUGGAGUGUGGAGGACGCGACACCCUCUUCGAAGCUGUUACCGGAAAACCACCCACCGUCAGCGGCACUAAAAGACGUGGUGGUCCUCGGCCACGAUGUUGGCGGUGAUAGCACAGACGAUCUCAAAGUUUUUAAAGUUAUUGACGAGCUCUACGUUAUGAAGAACAAGAAAACCGGCGAGACCUUUGCGCUCAAGCCAGUGGAGUCGCAGUCUCAAACUCGUCAGCCGAGAGGCUCUCUCGUCUCGAGGUGUUGCUAUCGCCACCCGCUUUGUAUAAGCCUUGUGUUGUUUCAGAUGGUAAUGUUUUGCUCGUUUCUCUUGGCGCUCAAGCACAUUGUCAGCUCAUGUCAAUGGAGACGAUAGAAAAGGAAACCUUGUGGGGGACCAAUUUGACAUAACGAGCCCCGCGACAAAGAAAGAGAUUCAAGCGGCAGAUAAAAACGAGCUACCACCGGCCUUGCGAAGAAAAGAACGAACAAAGAAAAAGAAGAAAGUUAAAGCGUACCCAGUGCUAGGAAUGACAAAACGGAGAUAGUGCAGUGUACGUGCAAUGAUCCAAGCCGGGCUUCACUGAUACAAACGAGUUGAUAUAAGACCAGUGUUUCUGCUAUAAAAGAUAUACCAUUUAAAACC